Rana temporaria (common frog) is the source of this 781-nucleotide messenger RNA. It is a transcript of the gene RGS21, whose product is annotated as regulator of G protein signaling 21. The transcript has 4 exons. The record is from RefSeq and is a predicted model, not a curated record. Lineage: Eukaryota; Metazoa; Chordata; Amphibia; Anura; Ranidae. Bases 273 to 683 code for a protein of 136 amino acids.
ACUAUAUCCACUUUGUUUUUUACACGUAGAAAAGACAGGAAGUAUACUAUAUAUAUUUUGACAUCCUUAUCCUAAGCUCUCCCUUUCCAUAUUCCUAUAAAUGUGAGGCUAUACAUUUUGUAAAAUUUCAAAGAGUUCCACGUUUCAACAUUCGUAUACUAUAUUACAGGAGAAGACAACAGCAACAGUUGGAUUUUCAAGCCAUUCAACUAUAUAAAUUAGUAAGAGAUAGAGGAAUACAUUAAGCAACCCAAAUUCUGCUAAGCAAUAGGAUGGAAUAUCAUGACUCCAUGAGCAAAUUUCUGGCCAACAAAGAUGGGCUUACUGCAUUUAGAGAUUUCUUGAAGUCAGAAUUUAGUGAUGAAAACAUAGAGUUUUGGUUGGCCUGUGAGGACUUCAAAAAAACCAAAACACCAUGCCAACUUCCUGUUAAAGCAAACAAAAUAUAUUGUGAAUUCAUCAAAACUGAAGCGCCAAGAGAGGUAAAUAUUGACCACAAAACAAGAGAACUGAUCUCCCAGAAAAUGUCACAGCCAACAGUUAAUUGUUUUGAUGAUGCUCAGGAACUUAUCUUGUGCCUUAUGGCAAAGGACUCAUUUCCUCGUUUUUUAAGGUCAGAACAUUAUAAAGAGUUGAUGAAGAAGCAAGAAAAUAAUGGACAAAAAAGGUGGUUAUCCUUCUAAUAAUGAAUGUGUCACCAUACAGUGUAAUUAUUAAAUAAUUUUACUAGUCAGUGUCAUUUAGAACAAUGUAUUUUGAAAAAACAUUUAAAUAAACAUAA